CAGUAUAAGUAAUGUUUUUGAAAUUUUUAUUAAACUUAUAAUAAAAUAGAUUUAAAAAUAAAAUGUCCUUGAAUUUUGAAGAUAAAAGUGAAUGCAUUCCAAUUAAUUCUGAUGAAAAUAAUGAGUGUAAUAUCAAAAGUUUUGCAGAUUUACCAAUUGAGCUACUUGAACGAAUAUUUGAACAUCUACCAUAUUCAGAUUUAAAGAAAUCAUCAACAGUAUGCCAGAAAUGGUGUCAAAUAUCUCAAUUACCCAAGUUUCGGCAAAAUAUUAUAGUCAGAAUUCAACAUUCUGAAAUAGACCCAAGCAAUUUACCAGAAGAAGUAUUCCAAAAAAGUACAAGAAAGUUUUCAAAUUUACAUUAUGGUGAUAAAAGUUCAAACUACAAAUUAUGUAUGAAGACUUUUUUAAAAAUGUCGAAUAUUUUCGAAGACUUGGAGUAUUUUAAAUUAGAAAAUAUUACAUUAACCUUUGAAGAAUUAUGCAUUUUAUUGAAUCGAAUGAGAAAUCUGAAAAGUUUAUCAAUUUAUAACUGUAAUUUUGAAUUGGAUACAUUACAAAAUAUCGAAGAAAAAAAUCUUAAAUCAAUUAAAAACACAAUGAAUAAUUUACUAUGUUUUGAAUUUCAAGAAACAAGUAUGAUAUGUUACGAAAAUUUAAAAAAAAUAACAAAUAUGUUAAUGAAUUUAGAAAUUUUUAAGCCUGGCUUUGGAAAAAUGGGUUCAUAUUCGUAUUCUGAUGCCACAACUGAAACAGAUAUUCUAUGUUCCAUUAUUGAGAAAAAUAAAACAACAUUAAAGCAAUUGCAUAUUCCAAUGUAUCAAAAUAAAUUACCUUUGUCGGCGGUGUAUCAAAUACGCAAUUUAAAUUUAGCAUAUCUUUCACUUGAUUAUAAUUAUUAUUCCCCGCCAGCUACAUUAAGUCUAGAUACCUUCUUACAAGCUCAUGUUAAUUUAAUUACCUUAGUGGUUUCAAUUAGCAGUUAUAAAAAAUUAGAUUUAGAAUUAAUUGCUGACACUAUGGAUCGGUUGGAGCGAUUGGAAAUUACCGCUAGCUGUAAAAAUAUUUAUAAUUUUAAUCUGAUGACUAUUUCAAAAUUUAAAAAAUUAAAAGUAUUAAAAGCACUUAAAAGACCAUCUCAUAGCUUUUCAAGCAUUGAUUUAGCAAGUAAUAUGUUACUAAGAGAAUUGCAAAUUCAAGAUAUGAAUUUAACGGAAACUGAUAUAAUCAACAUAAGUGAAAGAUUACCAAAUUUAGAAACGCUUAUUUUGCAACGCGUUUUACUUACAGAUGCUGGACUACAAGCCGUUAUAAAAAAUUUAUUAAAUUUGAGAUAUUUAAAUUUGGAAAACAAAAGUAAUCGAGAUUCAGAAGUGACUGAUUAUGGAAUAAGUGGUUUUGACACAAGUACAAAUGCGCAAUCUGGAACUUCUAUAAAGAAUUUGAAGAGUUUGGAAUAUUUGCAGCUAUCAGGUGUUAAAGUUACGUCAGAAGACUGUUUAAUAAAUAAUUUAAAAUUUUCAAGAAUUAGGGAAAUUUUUAUUUGCAAUUCUCCUCAAAAAAUUAAUUUAACGUUUUCAAAAAUGACUAUGGUGUUUGAAAAUUGCCCCAAACUUAAGAAAAUCACUAUAAGAUAAAAAUAUUUUUUUAAUUAUUUAA
This is a messenger RNA of Condylostylus longicornis, 1659 nucleotides long. RefSeq lists its product as uncharacterized. Gene Ontology annotation, biological process: SCF-dependent proteasomal ubiquitin-dependent protein catabolic process. Gene Ontology annotation, cellular component: SCF ubiquitin ligase complex. The record is from RefSeq and is a predicted model, not a curated record. The coding region runs from base 63 to 1637 and encodes 524 amino acids. The transcript has 3 exons. Gene Ontology annotation, molecular function: protein binding. Lineage: Eukaryota; Metazoa; Arthropoda; Insecta; Diptera; Dolichopodidae.